Messenger RNA from Phytomonas sp. Hart1, 897 nucleotides. Lineage: Eukaryota; Euglenozoa; Kinetoplastea; Trypanosomatida; Trypanosomatidae. The record is from the annotation of a GenBank genome assembly.
AUGGCCGCGGGCUGGCCGGAGGUGGGCUACGUCUGCCAGCCCGCGAAGCGCCUCCUGCGGCGCGGCGGCGGCAGCGUGGGGUGGUGUGGGCUGCUGUUUCACCUCGAUUCGGCCGAGGUGAGCGUGGAGUGGGCCCGCAUGCGGGCCGCCGUCCGGGCGAUCGAGGCCGCCACCCGCCAGGGCUCCAUCGCGGGCCUCGUCGGCUUUACCCAUCGCCUGAUGGAUGUGCUGCGGCAGCGUACCCCUUUCACGGCGUUUUGCGCCCGCAUUAACAGCAAACCCCGCGUCGUUCAGACCGUUUAUGAGAUGGGCCUGAUCUGGUCGAGGCGGGUUCUACGGCAGGUCAAACUCACCCUGAGAAAGGGCCUACUGCUCGAUGGCGGCGGCGCGAUCCUCGCGAGGCCGCUGAACGCCUUCCUUCGACUUCUCCGGCGGUUAUGCGCGCAGCGCCACGCCCGUCUGGUCGCUUGCAAUUCGCGAAGCGCGAUCGCCUCGGCCGAGGUGGAUCUUUGCGCGGUGUUCGCCCUUCAUCGGGUUCUACAGGGCGCGCUGCGCUCGCUGUUGGCGAAUGGCCCGGCGGCGCCGCAUCCUCGCGGCGUGGCCGCCCUUUCCCAUCCGUGGGAUGCCGACCCCAACUUUCAAAUUCAACCGUCAGGCCGCUCUCGGGGGCGAUCCCAUCGCAUCCGCGAGCGCCGUGUGUGGUGGGUGUUAACGAAAUUCGUCUCGCAGCGCCUGAGCCGCUUGCUCAGGCGCGCUGCGCGUACGACUAAGACGGAUUCCCAUGUCGAUCCGGAUGGCGGUGAGGUCUCUUCUACGGGCCUGUCCGUGGUUGAACUGUUGGUCGCUACUGGCCCUCAAUCGAUCUCACGCAGCGCGGUAGCGGCGCUUAAGCUUUAA